GCGGAACCGAGCUUUCCGGCAGCUCAUCAGCCCCGCCAUGGAAUGGCUGCUAGCGAACCCGCAGAUCAACAGCACGUUCGGCUCGCUCGGCACGCACGUCGACGAUGCGUUCCACGUGAGGGAGGACUGUCUGGUAACGCUGGAAGAAAUCAUCUGUAAGCUGGCGGUGGAGGAUGCGACCCUGCGUACGUUUCGCCGGGCGAUCGGCUUCGGGCAGAACGUGAAGAAUGACAUCGUGCCGCUGCUGGUGAACUCGAAGGAUGCCAAAGUGAUCGACACCACCAUCCGGCUGCUGGUGAACCUGACCGUGCCGGUCGAGUGUCUGCUUCCGGUGGACCUCGUGUCCAAGUCGGAGAUCGGCCGGCACACGAUCUUCGAGCUGAACAAGCUGCUGAUCACGAGCAAGGAAGUGUUCGUCGACUGGAAAACCACCAAAGCGGUGAUUGACCACAUGAAGGGCGUGCUCGAGCGGGACAGCAAGCUGUCGAUCCAGCAGUGUGACAGCAUGAACAACUGUCUGCUGCUGCUGCGCAACAUCCUGCACGUACCGGAAUUGGGCCUGCACACGCCCGGCCACAGCACAUCGUUCCAGAACCAGAUCAUCUGGAACCUGUUCACGCAGAGCAUCGACAAGCUGCUGAUCUACCUGAUGUCCUGCCCGCAGCGGGCGUACUGGGGUGUUACGAUGGCCCAGCUCGUGGCGCUCAUGUACAAGGACCAGCACAUCAGCACACUGCAGAAGCUGCUGAACCUGUGGUUCGAGUCGACGCUCUCGGAGAGCUCGGAGGACAACGAGAGCAACACGUCGCCCCCGAAACAGUGCAGCGGGGACUCGAGUCCCAUGCUCACGUCCGACCCGACCUCCGAUUCCUCCGACAAUGGUGAAUGUCCACGCAGGCGGACGCCACCCCACCUGCACCACCAACCCGACAGUCUUAUGAACGCUGUUUGCAUUUUAGGCAGUGGCAACACGCCCUCGUCCAUGAGCAAGGAUUCGUCCGAGCCGACGGAGACCAUUUUCUCGCGCGCGAUCAAGUCCCACCAGAUGUACCACCAUCAGUCGAUGAAGGCCAACGCCGGACCGCCGUCGGACUGUUGCGGCCCCAGCGGCAGCAGCAGCAGCAACAGCCAACAGCAGCAGUACUGCGAGAGCCCGCCGCAACCAAGGACCAGUGCUACGGACGCACAGGAAACCAAAAUGUCCAAAUGUGCGGCCAAGGGUCCAUUGGAAUCGUUGGUCCCAUCUCCCUCCGGGCCCUCCGCCUUUUCCAGCCCACCGCACCACCACCACCACCACCACCAUCACCACCAACAACCGGCGACCGGCAGUGAGCCAGCAUCAUCGCUGGCGGGCGCCACCGACAGUGGUCACUCGUCGCAAACCACAUCCGGUGGCUCGGCGUCGCCGGCUCAGCAGACGAAGCAGAGCCAGGUCUCGCUGUCGGAAAACUCCGACUGCGGCUACGGGACGCAGGUGGAGAAGGAGUCCAUCUCGACGUCGAGCAACGAGGACGACAGCCCGCACCAGAAGCCGGUCCAUCAGAAGCCACCGACAAACCAGAAGCAGCGCUUCAAUGCCGCAAAUAAGCACCGCAAUCCCGCGCCGGCUCAGGAGAAGAAGGAACUGCGGCGCAAGAAGCUGGUGAAGCGGGGCAAGAGCAACAUCAUCAAUAUGAAGGGUCUGAUGCACCACGUCCCGACGGACGAUGACAUAUCGCAUAUCCUGAAGGAGUUCACGGUCGACUUUCUGCUCAAAGGCUACGGCUAUCUGGUGCAGGAGCUGCACUCCCAGUUGCUGUCGGAUUUGCAAGUGCAGAUCGAUACGUCUCACUUUUUCUGGCUGGUGACGUACUUCCUGAAGUUCGCCACACAGCUAGAGCUGGACCUGGAGCACAUCAGUUCGGUGCUCAACAUCGACAUCAUCAGCUACCUAACGUACGAGGGUGUGAUGCUGUGCGAGCAGCUGGAGCAGCUGAGCCGUGUCACCGAGACCGACGUUAAGCCCUGCCUAAGGAGGAUUCAUUUGGUUGUAACAGCGAUCCGCGAGUUCCUGCAUGCGCUCGAUACCUACAAGAAGAGUACACAUCUAUCGGCGGAAGACAGAGAGAAGCUCAAGCUACUUCAGCAGCAAAUCAGCUGCACCGAGGACCUACGCUGUCUGUUCGUUCUGCUGCUCCGAUGCUACAACCCCAACAUUCAGAGCCGCCAGUAUCUGCAGGAUCUGGUCGUGACGAACCACACGCUGUUGCUGCUGCUCGACGGUGUCCGCGAGCUGAACGCCGAUGCGACGCCGGGCGACAUGUUGACCCACAUUAAACAGUUUGCCACCGUGGAGAUCAUGCACCAGUACGGGCUUCUGUUGGAGGACUUCCGCGAGAAUGGGGCGUACGUGAACGAUUGCAUCUUCACCAUGAUGCACCACGUCGGGGGCGACCUGGGACAGAUCAAUGUGCUGUUCCAGCCCAGCAUCCUCAAGACGUACUCGCAAAUCUGGGAAACGGAGUACGAGCUGUGUGAUGAUUGGUCCGAUUUGAUCGAGUAUGUGAUCCACAAGUUCAUCAAUACACCGCAACCGGCACCGUUGACGCUUUCGACGACGCUGCCCGAGAUCAGCACCCAACUGCGGACGGGCAACCUGCUCGGGUGGACCCAAGAGGAGAAGGACUCGCUGCACUGGUACUACGUGCAGUGCCGGCAGAGUAAGUGUCUGGUGGGGGACAUCCUGAAGUUGUUCCAGGAGAACGGGAACCAGCAGAAAACGCGCCUCUCCAUCAUCGAGCAGCUGCUCGAGCAGGACAUUAUUGCGCUCGCCCAGUACGACGAUCUGAUGAAACUGGAGAACCCGGAGUACGAGCGCAACGUGCAGACGCCGGCACUCUCGGUGGCGUCGGUCGAUUCGGUGGGCCGCCGGGAGGACGGCGACUCCAAGUCGUCGCCCAAGGCCGUGGACGACAUUCAGGUGUUGCGCGACCGGCUGCAGAAGGAAAACCGUGGCAAGCUGAUAGCCUGGCUGCAGAAGAGCCUGCUGGACUGUUGCUUCGUCAAGCUGAACCUACUGAGCGGCCAUGAUCACGUGAGCGCCACGAACACCGGACCGUCCGUCAUGGAGCCGGUGUCCUUCCACUGCAUCCUGAAGAAGAAAUCGAUCCCGGUGGUACCCUGGAACCAGGACCAGUUCGCGAUCCUCUCGUACCAACCGUUCAUCCUGCUGCUCCACAAGCUCGGCUUCCAUCUGCCGGCCGACGCGAAGAAGAUGUUCGUCCGCAUCCCGGAAUUCUGGACCGCCGACAUCCUCUACAACAUCGCCCGCAAGCUGGGACCGCUGGACAAAUCGAUUCUUAAGUUCGAUCUCAAGUACCUCAACAAGGUGCUCUCGAUGGAAAAACAAGCCAAGGCCGACUCUUGCCCGCCGACCGAUUCUCGGUUAGAGAACUUUGGAUUAUCAAGGUUCACUCCGCAGAUCACCACCAACUGGCUCGAUGUAGUGAUGCGCAAUAAGGCCGCCCAAAGCGGAAAGCGUAAGUUCGAUCUCGCCGGACCUUCGAAGGUGAUCGAAACGGCGAACGUUGCGCAUCCGGGGGCCAAGGCGGACGGCAAGCUGCCACCCGCCCAGACGAAGCUGCUGCACGACCUCUCGAUCAUCGUCGAGUCGAACGAUGACGACGACGACGAGCUGCCUGAGGAUGACGAUGGGCUGGACAGCACCGAGGUGCCGGUGCUGGAGGAACACGACGUCGUCAGUGCUUGCGAAACGGCUUCCGUUGCGUCGGACCUGACCCGUAUGUACGUGAGCGAUGAGGACGACAAGCACGACAUCGUUCCGCCGAUUCUGUAAGAAGCCACGUUGACAUACACUACAAAGCAAUUCGCGACCAACGCAAACCCCGAAUCACGGCACACUGUGCGGAGACGAACUGAUCGAGGAUUGGAAGUUGUGGAACCAAAAUUUGCAAUUUAGUGACCAGUGACCCAUCUCCAGUUCCAGUAUCUCAACGUGUUAGGUGCAACGCACACAUAUCCUUCGGUGUCAUAGCACCCCAUCGGCGCCCCACCAGAAGCAGCUUCGUACAAAGCCAACCACACAAUAAACGUCCCGGAAAGAGAACCCUAGCAGAGCAACUGCUAGCCAACCUGCUCCUUGUGCGAAUCGGAAGGAUGAUCAAUAGAGAGAGUGAAAGAGACAGAGAGAGAGAGAGGGAGUAGAACUAAAAUCAAAAUUCAACAAAUAAAUUCUCCCAAGCAAUGCUGGUACAAAGCAUUUCAGUAUCUUUGGUCAAACCAAAGCCCUAACGAUAGUAGCAUUAGUAGUAGUAGUAGUAGUAGCAGAAAGGCAACGUUUGCGCUGCGAAAGAUGUAUUUUUAAUAUUUCGCUGUUUAUUGCUCUCCAUUGGCUGUUGAAAAGGAAACCAACCAUCCAUUCGCCGUUCCAAGCGAGGAAGGACCUGAACGGGACCGAGUGGGAAUGAAGGAAAAUCAGAGGAAAAAUGGAUUAUAUUUACAAGCUAGUGAGGUGGUCCAGUACCAGUUUUACACACUCCAAAAGCUACUGUUAUCUUUCUGGUGCCUUUUGGUAGUGCGCCGUUUUUACAUACUUUCUAGUGUUGUUGUUUUCGAUAUCGUUUCCCUAUCGGCU
Messenger RNA from Anopheles cruzii, 4633 nucleotides. RefSeq names its product protein timeless (gene tim). The record is from RefSeq and is a predicted model, not a curated record. Lineage: Eukaryota; Metazoa; Arthropoda; Insecta; Diptera; Culicidae. The coding region runs from base 38 to 3835 and encodes 1265 amino acids. Gene Ontology annotation, cellular component: replication fork protection complex. The transcript has 13 exons. Gene Ontology annotation, molecular function: DNA binding. Gene Ontology annotation, biological process: DNA repair; replication fork arrest; DNA replication checkpoint signaling.